This is a messenger RNA of Fraxinus pennsylvanica, 363 nucleotides long. The record is from the annotation of a GenBank genome assembly. NCBI's taxonomy places the organism in Eukaryota, Viridiplantae, Streptophyta, Magnoliopsida, Lamiales, Oleaceae.
AUGUCAAGAUUGUUGCUUUCUUGUGUGAAUGGGUUAUUUGGGGAAGCUUAUAUAAAAAACUUUGAUUCUUUUCUUCUGUUGAAAAAGGAAUGCGGGCAGGGAGAUAGGGCAGGGAAAGCAGUGAAGGAAGAUGGCUGUGUAGUAUACAUAUGGGGUGCACCAACACCACCUGGUUUUUCAUUUUUAGUUACUUCAAAUGGAGAAAUGCUGAAGAAGCUAAAUCCAUUUCUGGAGAGUGGGAAGGUGAAGCCGGUGCUCGACCCCAAGGGGUUAUUCCCUUUCGACAAGGUUAAUGAAGCUUUUGCUUAUCUAGAAACAAAUCGAGCCACCGGAAAGGUGGUUAUAUAUCCGAUUAAUCCGUGA